AUAUUGCUUAGAAAACGAAGUAGGACUACAAUUUAGGCAAACCUAUGCAAAUUAUAGUUCGAACUUAAAUAGUCAAAUUCUAAUGCACUAUAGUAAGAUGAUAUAUCACGUGGCUCUUGCGGCGCACUGGUCAUCAUUAAAAAGUUAAUUGUCCUUUAUAAAUGUUACAUUGAACCGGGUUGAGGAAGCUGGUUCGAGCAGCAUUGGGUUCUAUUUCUCAACCGAACAACACAAAGCAAACCUUAUCCGAUAUAAUGACGUAACUCCCGGUGAUAUAACUACUCCCGAGCACGGGACCUGAAGGACUCAGAUACCUGGACCUGAAGGACUCAGAGACCUGAAGGACUCAGAGACCAUGACCUGAGGACUGACCGGGGGGGGGGGGGGAUAGAGACCGGAGCAGCCGUCCUGAGCGCACCGCGUGUUCUCACCGUGCCAACCGGCGGCUCCAGCUGCACUCUCGAUGGACGUGAGCCUCGAGGAACUUUGAUAUGAAACAUUUCCUCAAGAGGAGGUCUAUUGGAGUCCAUGCUGACCACUGCGGAGGAGAUGGCCAUGCACCUACCCAGACCCCUGCGCCGACCUGGCCGCUAGAACAACCAGACAGCACUGCCGGCGACUACGAUCCUCAAAGCAAGAGCAGAAGUUACUAAGUGAACGAAAGGUUUUUCAUGUGGGUCAGUGCAUGCGUACAGACCACGUGUAUUUUGUUUUGGAGUAAUGGAAUACGAGGAGUACAAUGCAUCUCCAGGUGACGCACCGAUCAGACGAGCUGGGAUUGAAGUGAUACCCUGCAAGAUCUGCGGAGACAAGUCUUCAGGAGUGCACUACGGAGUGAUCACGUGUGAGGGGUGCAAGGGAUUCUUCAGACGAAGCCAGCUGCCCACUGUGUCUUACUCCUGCUCCCGGCAGAACAACUGCCAGAUCGACCGGACCAGCCGCAACCGCUGCCAACACUGCCGGCUGCAGAAAUGCCUCGCGCAAGGCAUGAGCCGCGAUGCGGUGAAGUUCGGACGGAUGUCCAAGCGUCAGCGGGACUCACUGUCUGCUGAGAUUCAAAAACACAAGCAGCAGCAGCAGCAAGAACAACAUCACCAUCAACAGCAGCAGCAGCAGCAGCUCCAGAGAGGGGCCUCCCUCACAAGGGACGUGCACUCCUACCUGGUAUGCUCUUCAAGUGAUUCCCCUGCUUCGGACCUGAUCUACCGCGGCUGCAGCGGCCCCCUAGGGUCCCGGUGCCUGGGGAGAGGGGACAGCGGUGGUCCUCCUAACCCCAGAGGGUUUGAUUCCAGACAGCCAUCUCCUGAGUUGAUGGGGAUUCAACCUUAUGACCUGCUGGAGGAUGCCUUUGGUCACUAUUCCCAUGUUCUGCAAAGCAGAGAGGACCUGUGUGGCAGUAUCCUGCGCUCCCACAGAGAGACCAGCCAAUACAGAGUGGAGGAACUGCACGAUCUGAAAUGGAAGUUGUUCAAUAGGGAGGAGAUACAGGCCUAUCAGAACAAGACGAUGGAUGAGAUGUGGCAGUAUUGCGCCAUCAGACUCACCGAUGGUGUGCAGUAUGUGGUGGAGUUCGCCAAGCGCAUCCCGGGCUUCCGUCUGUUCAGCCAGAACGACCAGAUCGCUCUCCUCAAAAGUGGGUCGAUGGAGGUGCUGCUGGUGAGGAUGAGCCGCUACUUCAACACAGAAAACAACACAGUGUUUUUCGACGGGAAGUUUGCUGGACCUCAAGUCUUCAAGUCACUGGCGUGCGGGGAUCUCAUCUCGGCCGUGUUCGACUUUGCCCGUGGCAUGUGUGCUCUGGGUCUCAGCGAGCCCCAGACCGCUCUGUUCUCGGCCCUGGUGCUGAUCAACACCGACCGACCCUCUCUGGAAGACAGAGUGCAAGCUCAAAGAGUUCAGAGAGACUUGAUGGUGGCACUCACUCACAUGUUACACAGAGACAACCGAGAGAGCCUACUACACAAGCUUCACGAGAGGAUGGCGUUGUUGCGCUCGCUGUGCCGGCAGCACAUGGAGAAGCUGCAGUCCUUCAGCCACUGCUACCCCGACACGGUGCGCUCCCGCUUCCCCCCGCUCUACAGGGAGCUGUUUGACUCCGAGGCCGAUGCCCCUCAAGGGACGGCUCCCUGAGCCACCUGCUUUGGAUUCCCGUAGAAGCAUGCACACGUCAGACGCCACAUGUGCGAGCAUGCACCAUACACACACACCACACACACACACACACUCAACCUAUGAGAAUCAUUGAAUAAUAAAUCAUAUUGUUGCUUGUAAAUACAGUAUAUUUUACUAACAUUGAACAUACAAUAUGAAACCAUUUUGUACUAGGUUUAGUAUUCUUAUUCUUACUUAUAAGUAUUGCAGAUCUUGUUGAUGUAGUAAUUAUAUAUUUGUACAACUUGGAAGUGGGAAAUAGUCCUUUGUUUGUUCUUUAAGUAUGGUGUUAUGUUUUCCCUCAGGAUAUAAUGUGUGUUAUUUCUAUCCGAUUUUAUCACUGUGUUCCGUCACUCGAUUUGAUAAAUAAUGCUUCUUCUCAGGAAUGUGUGUUAUAUUUGACAAAUGAGUACUUUGAUACACACAUAAGCAUUUCUGUCCAACAUCUGUUAUGUAUUUGAAGCAAAUCUUUUUUUUUUUUAAUCCGAGAGUAUUGGAUUUGUAUUGUUAAAUGUAUAUUCUUUAACAUCUUAAAUGUUGCGAUAUAUAUAUUUAUAUUUCUUUGUGUGUAAGCUAUUUUUAUAUGACCUUCAAUAUUUUGUGGUUUCUCUAUAUAGAUUCAACAAAAAAACAGGUUAACAAUCAAUUGACAUUCUACUAAGCCUGUUUGGUUGUUAUGUUUUUGGAAGGCUACGAUAGCCAUAUGCAAGAACUCCAAUAAACUGUUAAUACAUUUAAGA
Molecule: messenger RNA, 2891 nt
Organism: Gadus morhua (Atlantic cod)
Lineage: Eukaryota; Metazoa; Chordata; Actinopteri; Gadiformes; Gadidae
Gene: rorc
Product: RAR-related orphan receptor C
Exons: 11
Coding region: 721-2130 (469 amino acids)
Biological process (GO): regulation of transcription by RNA polymerase II
Cellular component (GO): nucleus
Molecular function (GO): nuclear receptor activity; zinc ion binding; RNA polymerase II cis-regulatory region sequence-specific DNA binding
Source: RefSeq, a predicted model, not a curated record